Porites evermanni is the source of this 867-nucleotide messenger RNA. The record is from the annotation of a GenBank genome assembly. Lineage: Eukaryota; Metazoa; Cnidaria; Anthozoa; Scleractinia; Poritidae.
CUUAGGGAACAAGUGCUUCCGGAUCUAAAAGAAUUAGUCAAACAACAGGUACGUUUCGCUCGCGAAAUGUCGCGUUUUUUUUUCGCACACGCGUGUCUCUCUCGCUUUGCUAUCUGUGGGAAAAAUAUCAAUGAUAUUUUUGUUUAGCUUGAGAAAGUAGCCGACUUUUUACGCCACCACUGUUUACCCUGCGAAAUGACGUCUGACGAAAGAUCACAGAAAUUCCAUACUAAUGACAAAUCACUACCCAGAUCUGUGUAGUGCUUCUGAUUGGCUCUACCAAUCGGAAAUACUGCCCAGAUCUGGAUAGUGACACGUCAUCAGUUUGGAAUUUCUGCGCUCCGUAAGACGUCAUUUCGCAGGAAAACGAAUGGUGACGUCGCGAAUAAUGUCGGCUGUUUUCUCAGGCUAAUUUUUUGUUUUGAUUUUUCAGAGGUUAGAUCAACUUAUUCAAGGAGCCCUUUUUGAUAAAGCACCUGGACGAACGCGCGCCAGAGGUGAGUUAGAUGAUUUUGUAAAACGACAUGUUUAAAAAACACGAAGGGUACUUAUUGAGGACGGUGUUUCAAGGAACGUUAUUUUGAAGAGGAGAAGCCAAGGAGACUAAGUUGCCUAAUCAACACAUUAACCUCGCACUUUUAGACUGAGUUUCUGUAUCUUAUCAGUUUGAAACAAUGGACUGAUGUAAUACAAGAGAGAAUAUAAGUUGUCUUGUUGUUUUUCUGUUUGUUUGUAGAGAGAUUCUGGUAUUGUAGAUUGUCACCUAAUUUAAAAUUUCUUCAUUACGGAGAAUGCCAAGAAGGACAAGCGCCUUCGCUCGAAAAUCUUCCAAACAAAUGUAAGUAUUUAAAAGCCCGACAGUUUUAG